AUGUCAUCAUUUAAAAAAUUCACUGAUUUUUUAUUUUCAAAACAAUCCCUUAAAUAUGUAUGUACCACUCAUUUUUGGGGUCCAGUAUCUAAUUUUGGUAUUCCUAUAGCUGCUAUUUUAGAUUUAAAAAAAGAUCCUGAUUUAAUUAGUGGACCAAUGACGGGUUCAUUAAUACUUUAUUCUUUAGUAUUUAUGAGAUAUUCAAUGGCAGUUACUCCUAAAAAUUAUUUAUUAUUUGGUUGUCAUUUUGUUAAUGAAUUGGCUCAAUUAGGUCAAGGAUUUAGAUGGGUUAAACAUCAUUAUGAAUCAGAUUUAGGAUCAAGUUCUAAUGGUGAAAAUACCCCAAAAAAAUAA
Candida dubliniensis CD36 is the source of this 354-nucleotide messenger RNA. RefSeq names its product pyruvate transporter. The transcript has a single exon. Gene Ontology annotation, biological process: pyruvate import into mitochondria. Bases 1 to 354 code for a protein of 117 amino acids. The record is from RefSeq and is a predicted model, not a curated record. Gene Ontology annotation, cellular component: mitochondrial inner membrane. Lineage: Eukaryota; Fungi; Ascomycota; Pichiomycetes; Serinales; Debaryomycetaceae.